AUGUACGAUGACAGUGACGAGUCAAGCGAUGAUAACCGACCGAGCGGACACUCAUCAGGGCGUAAACGACUUCCAUUUGAUCCCAAACCCCAUCUCGUCACUAUUGUGAAGACUAACACAGCGAAGGGGGGACAGUUGCGUAGCUUGAAUGGGCAACUUUAUGCACCACUGCAACACGUUAGCGCUGUGCUAGCGGAUGGGGCUGCAGAACGAGCCAACUUGAGGAGAGGCGACAGAAUUCUCCAAAAAUGGUGUCAAUGUGGAAGGCGCCACUCAUCGGCAUUGUUGGUAGAUUUAAUCAAGCAUGGCGGUGAUCGCCUAACGAUGAUAGUGAUUUCCGUAGAAGAUCCGAAAUUCGAGUGUGGAGAAGAAAGUGUGAUCUCUUAUCGGCAUGAUUAUUCAGAAAGUAGAUCGUUACCGGUAACUAUUCCGAGUUACCACACAGUAAAUGACGGGGUGGAAAAGUUUGUGGUAUUUAACUUGUACAUGGCUGGUAGACAUCUUGGUUCUAGACGCUACAGCGAAUUCGUUGAGCUUCAUUCACUACUGCGCAGAGAAUUUGUAGAUUUUUCCUUCCCGAAACUUCCAGGGAAAUGGCCGUUUUCGUUGUCUGAACAGCAGCUAGAUUCUAGGCGACGAGGGCUGGAGUAUUACUUAGAACGUGUUUGUUCUGUCAAAGUUAUUGCAGAUUCCGACAUCAUGCAGGACUUUCUCAUGGAAUGUGAUCCGUCAUGUGAAGUAGAAGUACGUGUCCUACUUCCCGAUGGCGGAAAUGUUUGUGUAUCAAUUCGACGAAAUUCGACUACUUCACUUCUUUUUGCCCUUCUCGCUCGUAAACUGAAUAUGUCCCGAGAUAUGGCCCUUUCUUGUGCGAUAUUCGAGACCAUGGAGCAGUCGUUUGGUGCGUUUGUUCUUUGCAUUAUCAGUGUUUGUUCACUAUUUUUUUCUGCAUAA
Cooperia oncophora is the source of this 954-nucleotide messenger RNA. The record is from the annotation of a GenBank genome assembly. NCBI's taxonomy places the organism in Eukaryota, Metazoa, Nematoda, Chromadorea, Rhabditida, Trichostrongylidae.